UCGUUUUACGAAUCAGUGAUAUCAACAUGCCUAUUGGACAACAACAGCAAACAGAACCGCAAGAGGAAACUAAACCUCCUGUUGACGAUAAGAAGUAUGAACCACCCUUCGGCACUAUUGACUGGCUCUACCAUUGGGCCCAGUUUGAAGGGCAGAUGCCGACUCCUAUAGACGUGUCGUUAACGGGUUCUAUGACAUAUUUAUGUCCGGAGCUAAAGUGGUACAACUAUGACGUGUAUGCUCACAAAAUAAAGUUGACCAACACAGGUUAUACAAUAUUAUUAGGAGCAAAAUGGAUGACAGAACGUCCAUACCUUGAAGGUGGAUGCUUCAGGGACAAGCACGUGAUAUCGCAGGUCCACUUCCACUGGGGAGCCGACAUGAUGGAGGGUAGUGAGCACACGGUCGACAAGAGACGGUAUCCGGGGGAGAUGCAAGUAACAUACUUCAGGUCCGAAUAUAUGACACAAGAAGAGGCAUUGAAGCACGAAGAUGGUGUCGUGGUUGUUUGCUAUAUGAUAAAGUAUGGAGUAAACCCAGAUGUCCGCUUAGAGCGUAUAAUUGAAGGGUUCCCUCGUUGUCGACCGCCCAAAACCACGACCCGCAUAGGGCCCUACCCCAUGUCGCUCCUAAUGCCAAUGUUUUACGAAGACUACUUCCUUUACUGGGGUCGGUUGGCUACAGUAAAGGGAGACAGCUAUACCGUCAGGUGGCUGGUGCCGAGGGUGACGAUGUUUGCUUCUUUUGAUCAGAUGAAUGAGUUCCGUAAACUUUGGAACCCGUGGGACGAGCCCAACCUCGGCAACUUUAGACCGCUGCAAGAACGUGGCCAACACAUAUGGUGCAUAAAUCCUCAUUGGAACCUUUACAAUUCCACGCUGCCCAUCCCAAGAGUCCCCGAGAGAUCAAUUUCGAUACUUUCAUCGGAAUACAGAACCAAGUGGUGGAUGCUUCCGCCCCAAAAUGAGUAUAUGAUAACAGAAAUGAUAAGUGAACAGGACAAUGCAGAAAAUAAGCAAACUGCUGCGUGACAUACGUAGAAC
Molecule: messenger RNA, 1043 nt
Organism: Cydia amplana
Lineage: Eukaryota; Metazoa; Arthropoda; Insecta; Lepidoptera; Tortricidae
Product: carbonic anhydrase 1-like
Exons: 7
Coding region: 27-1031 (334 amino acids)
Molecular function (GO): zinc ion binding; carbonate dehydratase activity
Source: RefSeq, a predicted model, not a curated record